Neolamprologus brichardi is the source of this 11494-nucleotide messenger RNA. RefSeq names its product phosphatidylinositol transfer protein, membrane-associated 2 (gene pitpnm2). Gene Ontology annotation, molecular function: phosphatidylcholine binding; metal ion binding; phosphatidylinositol transfer activity. The record is from RefSeq and is a predicted model, not a curated record. Gene Ontology annotation, biological process: phospholipid transport. NCBI's taxonomy places the organism in Eukaryota, Metazoa, Chordata, Actinopteri, Cichliformes, Cichlidae. Gene Ontology annotation, cellular component: cytoplasm.
CGGCAGAAAAGGGAGCGCAGAAGAGAAAUAGAGGUGGAUGGGAGGAGAAAGGAGAUAGAGGAGAGACAGAGAAUCGAUAUCUUCUCUGAUUUCACUGUGAGAAUUUAGAAAGCGAAGCUCCUUACCAGAGCGGGGGUGAGCCGGUGAAGAUAAGCUGACCAAAGACGGAAGAGGAAGGGAAGCGAGGGUGCGUGCGCUGGGAUUCUCUUUAGGAUUGGAAUCUGCAAUGGACCCUAAGCCUGUAUUUAGUGGAUCAGUUGGGUAGCUUUGAGGUGUGAAUAAUGAGUCCCGUUCUUCCUGCUUGAACAUGCAGCUUGGGUAGCAAAGCCGACUGACAGGAGCAUCUACCUUUACGCGCUGCUUCCUCUUUGGACACACACACUAACUGUGUCAGCUCAACUCAAGCACAGCCAUGCUGAUCAAGGAGUAUCGGAUCCCCAUGCCUAUGAGUGUGGAGGAGUACCGCAUUGCUCAGCUCUACAUGAUCCAGAAAAAGAGCAGACAAGAAAGUUGUGGUGAGGGCAGUGGGGUGGAGAUCCUGGAGAACAAACCAUAUGAGGACGGCCCUGGCGGCUCGGGUCAGUACACUCACAAGGUCUAUCACAUCGGCAAACACAUCCCAUCCUGGUUCUGUGCCAUUCUGCCUCAAGCUGCCCUUCGAGUGGAAGAGGAGUCUUGGAAUGCUUACCCAUAUACGCGAACCCGGUAUACCUGUCCCUUUGUUGAGAAAUUUUCUAUAGACAUUGAGACUUAUUAUAAACCAGAUACUGGAAAUCAAGUGGAUGUCUUCAAUAUGUCCUCUGCUGAGAAAAGACAGAGGACUAUUGACCCCAUAGACAUCGUCAAGGACUACAUACCUCCUCAUGAGUACCUCGUGGAAGAAGACCCUAAGCUGUAUCAGUCAGUCAAGACUAAACGGGGUCCAUUGUCAGAGGACUGGAUUGAGGAAAUUGGCCUGAACCCGGGUCAGAGUUCCGUCAUGUGUGCCUACAAGCUGUGCAAAGUAGAGUUCAGAUACUGGGGCAUGCAGUCUAAGAUUGAACGCUUCAUUCAUGAUGUGGGCCUUCGUAAAGUCAUGGUUCGAGCCCACCGGCAGGCGUGGUGCUGGCAGGACGAGUGGUAUGGCCUGACUAUCGAGGACAUCAGGCAGCUGGAGCUGGAGACCCAGCUGGCCUUAGCAAAGAAGAUGGCCCAAUACAGCCUGAAUGAAGGAGGGGGAACAGAAGCCAACAACUCCUUCAUUAGCCAAGAGCAGGAGCAGGGAGCAGAGACAGUGGGCUCGACUGCAGAGGCAGAAGGAGCAGGAGGGAAGCUUGGAGAUUCACUUGAGACAAGAGGGGAGCUCACAAAACAAUGGUCAACGUCCUCUAGAUCCUCCAACAGGUCAUCAAAGCGAGGAGGAAGUCCAUCUCAUCAGAGCAUUUCAGAGUGGAGGAUGCAGAGCAUUGCCCGGGACUCUGAGGACAGCACAGAUGAUGAGUUCUUUGAUGCUCAUGAGGACUUUUCUGAUAAUGAAGACAUGUUUUCCAAGGAAAUCACCAAGUGGAGCUCAAAUGAUCUGAUGGACAAAAUAGAAACAAUAGAAGUGGAUGAAGGACAAGAAACCUUGUACCAGGAGUCGGUCGGGGAGUAUGCCGUCAAUCUGGAGACACAGAUAGAGGAUUGUUCAUCUCAGCAGUGUGUACAGCCUUCCAAAAUCCAUGUACUCAUUUUGGUCCUGCAUGGAGGCAACAUACUGGACACUGGCUCUGGAGAACAGAACAGCAAACAGGGAGAUGUAAACACGCUAAGUGGAGCUUUUGAGGCUGUGAUGAGGGUCCAUUACCCUUCAGCACUGGGCCGCAUUGCCAUUCGAAUGGUACCCUGUCCUGCUGUGUGUGUCGAAGCAUUCUCGCUUGUGUCCAAUCUUAGCCCCUACAGCUACGAUGAGAGCUGUCUAUCCAGCAGUCAGGACCACAUUCCACUGGCUGCGCUUCCUCUUCUGGCUACUUCUGCACCACAGUACCAAGAUGCCGUGGCAACCGUCAUCUUACGAGCCAAUCAGGUUUACAGCGACUUCAUCAGAUCUUUGGAAGGAGCUUCUUUUAAUGGCCAGGUGUGUGUUAUUGGGGACUGUGUUGGGGGUAUUCUGGGCUUUGAUGCGCUGUGCAGCAGUUCUGUGACGGUAUCAGAAAGCCAAAACAGCAGCAGACGGGGCAGUGCCAUUAGUGUCCAGGACACAGAACUUCUUUCUCCUGGUAUCGUCAUAAACAGUGUCUCUUCUUCCUCGCCAUCCCUCGAAGGAAGCCGCCAUCUGAGCCGCAGCAACAUUGACAUCCCUCACUGCUCUGGGCCUGACGACCCCAAGAAGCAGCUACCACGCAAACGCAGCGACUCCUCCACGUACGAGCUGGACACCAUCAAACACCACCAAGCCUUCCUCUCUAGCCUUCACGCCAGCGUUCUCCACAGAGAGGCUGGAUCCCGGCGUUCCAGCAACAGCACCAUGUUGGAGGGAGGAUCUCUGGGGAAGUUUGAAUUUGAAGUGACUGACUUCUUCCUGUUCGGCUCUCCACUCGGGCUGGUGCUUGCACUGAGGAAGACUGUGGUGCCCACUCUGGAUGUGUCUGCGCUGCGUCCAGCCUGCCAGCAGGUUUACAACAUGUUUCAUCCAGCUGACCCCUCCGCCUCUCGUCUUGAGCCUCUCCUAGACAAGAGGUUCUACCUGCUGCCUCCCUGUAGCGUCCCCCGCUAUCAGCGCUUUCCUCUGGGUGAUGGACAUUCGGCUCUCUUGGUUGAAACUGUGCAAAGUAACCCCCAGCUUCUGAUAGAGUCUGGCAGUACAGCAUCACAUCGCAACCAGGAAAGUACUGUCAGUGAGACCUCCAUCCCUGUGCCUGUCCUCAACUGGCAGACCUCCCAGAGCAACACAGAGAUGGAUACCCUUCACUCGCAUACUCUUGUUGAUGGUCAGCAUCCAUCAUCAACAUCACCAGGGAUUCCUCACUUUCGCUGCACCCGUAGAGCCAGUGAGGCCAGCAUAGCCAGCCAGGUGUCAGGCUUAGCUGACUCUUACACCGCCUCCAACAUCGCUACGACAAGCAAAUGUGAAGUGAGCCACACUAAAAGGCCCAGUCUGCUGUCACAGCUGCAUCUACCCUACCAUAGAUUUGCCUCUCGGAGCACACCGCCUCAGUUGCGCAAGAAAAUUCGUCAGGUUUUUCCGAGAUCCAAUGGUGUGGAGUCCGAGCACAGCUCGGACGUUAGCUCUGACAUGACUUCUGACAUGACCUCUGACCUCACUGAUGUUACGUCUGACAUCACUGACAUCAGCUCGGCACCCCCGUCGCCCGGGGUGCUGAAGAACAUAGAGAAAGUUGCCUCUCGGUGGUGGGGCAGUAAGAGGAUGGACUAUGCUCUUUACUGUCCUGAUGCCCUGACAGCAUUUCCAACCGUGGCUCUGCCUCAUCUUUUCCAUGCCUCCUACUGGGAAUCUACGGACGUUGUCUCAUUUAUACUCAGACAGGUAAUGAGACAUGAGAAUUCUGGUAUUUUGGAGCUGGAUGGUAAAGAAGUGUCUGAAUUUACUCCUUCAAAACCUCGGGAGAAGUGGCUUCGAAAGAGGACUCAUGUUAAAAUUCGGAAUGUGACAGCUAAUCAUCGCGUGAAUGACGCCGUGUUCACAGAGGAUGGAGUGCAGACACUGACGGGACGUUUCAUGUAUGGUCCUCUGGACAUGGUCACACUAACUGGAGAAAAGAUUGACAUUCACAUCAUGACCCAGCCUCCCUCUGGAGAGUGGGUGUACUUUGACACGGAGCUCACUAACAACAGUGGACGUGUCUCUUAUGUAAUUCCAGAGAGCAAGAGGCUGGGUAUCGGGGUAUAUCCUGUCAAAAUGGUGGUCAGGGGCGACCACACAUUUGCAGACAGCUAUCUUACUAUUGUACCACGAGGAACAGAGUUUGUUGUAUUCAGCAUUGACGGGUCAUUUGCUGCCAGCGUCUCAAUAAUGGGGAGUGACCCUAAGGUUCGAGCAGGGGCUGUGGAUGUGGUAAGGUACUGGCAGGACUUGGGCUAUCUGAUAGUCUAUGUCACAGGUCGUCCUGACAUGCAGAAGCAGCGUGUUGUUGCCUGGCUCUCCCAGCAUAACUUCCCAAAUGGCAUUGUCUCAUUCUGCGACGGCCUGGUGCAUGACCCUCUCCGACACAAGGCCAACUUCCUCAAAACCCUCAUCAACGAGGCCAACAUGAGGAUAUUUGCUGCCUAUGGCUCCACCAAGGACAUAUCAGUGUACACUUCUAUUGGCCUGCCUCCAUCUCAUAUCUAUAUAGUGGGAAGGCCCACAAAGAAAAUGCAGCACCAGUGCCAGUUCAUCCUGGAUGGCUAUGCUUCCCACCUAUCUCAGCUGGAGUACAACCAAAGGUCUCGCCCUGCCAAGACCGCCAGUACCCGUAUGGUCCUCCGGAAGGGCAGCUUUGCUCUGGGCACAGCUGGAGGAGACUUCCUCCGGAAACGGAACCACAUCUUUCGCACCAUCUCCUCUCAGCAGCCUGGAGGGUCGGGGUCAUGCUCACCCAGCCAGCCAGGCCGGACUGAGCGCACGCUCAGCCAGUGUGAAGUGGAACGCGAUAGAGGGGUCACAGCAGCAGCACAGAGGAGUAUGAGUAUAGCUGCGGGGUGCUGGGGGCGCAGCAGCAGCACCAAGGAGGGCAGUGUAGGCUUACAUGGCCCCAAGUAAUGUUUAAAUAAAAGCUUUGGUAUAAAGGACCCUGGCUGAGCCACUAUGAUCUCUGGACUAAGAUAAAAGAAAGGUGAAGAAAAGAUGUGAGCGUGUGGAUGAUGGGUCUGUGGAAGGAAUACACAUACAUGGUUUAGCAUAAAUAACCCAUAAUUAAUAGAGAUUAGGAAGGAGCGAUAAGUAGGGAUCUGUCCAGGAGGAGUGGACUAAUCAGGCCAAGUGGGAUCUAGAGAACAAAACAGUUCUGUAGCAUGACUCUUUUACAGUAAUACUUUUAUAGGAUAUACCACUAUUUAAAAAAAAAAAUGACAAAGGAAGGAUUAAAAAAAAGAAAUUGUAAGCCUUAAACUAAUCUCGUCUAACGGGAAACCCUCCCUUCUCCUUUCCAAACAACACACUGUCCAAACAUUCACACUCAUGAGCUCAGGACAAACUGCAGAGCCAGAUUGAUCUUCAGACAGUCAACCAUGGGACUGAGGCUAAGUUCGUUUGGCAGCCGUGGCAAAGGGCCAGUGAUUUACACUUGAGUUUCUUUUCCACUGUUUUGGAACACAGCAGUGACUGGCAAUAAGUAUAGAAAACCCUCAUGAUGCAAAAACAGAAAAGCAAAUCUAUCAAAAAGUAAGUAGAGACCAAAUGGAGACCUUACUGUAAAGGAUCCGUUCAUCCAAACUCUACCAAAAGAGAUUCUAUUAGUAGCUAUUUUAACUAGCCACAGCAUGUUAGUGUAAACAAAAUCCAUCCAGAAGGUUGUUAGGUUAGAUGCUUUAGUUACUCUCUUCCCAUUUCUUACCAUCAGCCUGUCAGCUGGCUUCAUAAAGGAUUCGCCAAUUCCAUUUUACUCCACCCUAUUUAUCUGGCUGGUACUUUUUGGUUUUAUUUGUCCAGAAGUAUCUAAACAUUAAGAUGAUGUAAAUGUAGGUGGAAGUAUUUUCUGUCAUGAAAAUGUACCUGAGAGUCUGCCAGGGUCCAAACUCUCUUUGUUACCACCUAAAAUCACCAUGCUAACAAGCUAAACCAGAUUAGGAAAAAAGCUUGCAGCGUUGUUACUGGAGAAAUGAUAGCAUGAGAAUGCUAGCAUUGAGUUAAGUGUAAUGGACCACAAACGAAUUACCUUCAUGGUAUUGUGCUGGCAGAGAUUUUAAAAGAAUCUCUAAAUUUUCUAUUUUUAGAUACCAAAAGAUAUGAAUAAAGAAAUGUGUAUUUUGGAUGAAUUGAUCCUUUGAACAAUAAGGGCUGGAUUUGUGAAAUAUACUGCAUCACAGCGGAAAGUACUUGUCGUCUUAGUCACAGAUCAGUCCUGUUCAUGCUUCUUAAAACAUACUGAUAGCAGAUCGGCCAUUCAGUUUUCAUUCCACCCUGUGUGAAACUCUAUAGUAUUUUCUGUUUCCGUGUGGCCUCUGGGCCAUCCAAGGCCUUAAUAUCCCACAAGACACUUUCUUUGCAGAGGAUACGGAAAGCAGAAAAACAGGGCAUGCAGCAUUAAAGCAACAACUGAGACUCUGUACAGUCCACAGCAACUAUCCCUUUAUUUAUAUAUAUAUCUAUAUAUAUAUUCAUCUGCUUGCAAUACCUCAGAUCCACCUGCUGGUGGUGUUUUGUUUCCCAUAGUUGCUGCUGCUGGGAGACACUUUUGUGGUGUUUCCUGGGUAUUUGCUCUUUUUUCUCAUAGGAUAUAAUGCAGGCUGGACCUGGAGCCUGUUUCAUUUCAGACUGAACUGGAAGGGAGCGCUUUCACUCACAAAGAUGUUUCAGUAUUUGUACCAAAUGGACUAAAGAAUGAGCCGAAGUGAUUCAGCUCGAAUGUUGAAAUGACUGAAUUAUCAGUGUGUGUGAAGUAUGGGAGAUGAGUCCCAUUGGCCUCUCUUUCCCUUUAAAGAAGAUGAAGCCACCUCACAUCUCUGACCCAAAUCCAAAAAAACCCAAAAACUAUGGGCACAUAGCAGGCAUAAAUGUCACUGUUUAAAUAAUAGGUAAAAACAUUUACAGGUAUGGUAAAUAAAAAAGUCAGGUGCCUGUGUGAACACUGAAACAGUAAAACUAGCCAUGAAGACAUACCCUACACAGUGUGCUUCCAGUUUAGGUGAUAGUGGACAGAAUCCACUAAGCUUAUUUUUGGCAAAUGUUAACAACUAAACAACAUCUCUUGAAAAAUUUUAGCCAGUGUUCAGGGUGUUCUACUAAGGGCUGCACAAAACUGAAUGACAAGACCUUUUAAUGUAUACCUUUAAAAUGAUCCAAAUUCAGUCAAUAAGAGCUAAAAAUGUUUUUUAAAAAAAGUGUUUAUGAAGAUAGUUAAAAAAAAGGCCAUAUACUCGAUUUUUAAAAUCAACCCUUCUUAUAUUGCAAUAGAAUUGUUUUAAUAUAGCUAGUUUUUAAAGUUAUUCAUUUUUAUACACACCCUGUAAUAAUUUGACUUGACCUGACACAAAGAUGAAAUUUAAAACCUUGGAAAUCAUUUACUUUAAUCUUUUAAGCCAAAUUUUCAAAAGAAUAUUUAUAAUAGUAAUAACAAGCAUAAAUCCUAAUGUGUUUUUGCAUGAACUGGAAGUCUAAGUCUAAACAAAUGAUACGUAGUUCUACAUAUGGAUGCUUGGUAUAGACUUAAAUAAUUAUAACUACAACCGUUUCAGUGUUCAGAUGAGCAUCUGGCUAUUUCUGAAGCAUGAAAAAUUGUGAAUCUGUCCUUUAAGCCUUCGUGUAAGGAUGUAUGGAGCAGCCGCACUGCUUGUCACCCUCAUUUUACUAUGCUGUUAUUUCACAUGCCCAGUUUCCACACUACACAAGAGUGCAUCUGUUUCCAGUCUGUGUGAUCCAGACCGUCUUGAACCCACCACAAAAGCCAAAAUCAUUCUCUAAUACUGUAGUUAAUCAACAGCGUAACCUCAUUAUCCUUUUUUGCACUAGUUUACAGUGGAAUAUACUGUAGUUACCAUCUCAUGUUGCUGCAUUUGAACACCUUUGUAGUGCAUGACAUUUUUUAUUUAUGUCAGGAUAUGAUAUAUGUGCUGGUAUGCAUACGUCUGUACAUUUGGUCACAAUAUGAAAAUGAUGUACGUAUAUGUGCCAAAUAGUUAACAAGGAACUCUACAGAAGUCUUUAGACCAGGAGUUUUCAAAGCCUGAUAUUGUGCUCCCCCACUGAUGCACAUCUAUGCCCACACUCUGUGUUCUCUUAACAGGCAUAUUUUUCUGUUUGGUGGAUGAUUAUUCUCAAAGUUUUGGAACUACAGUAACUGUAAUUCUUUAAAAAUUAGUGCAAUCUAAUGUAGACUCCUGAAGUUUACCUUUAAAAGCGCACUUUUCCUUCUUAUGUUAUGUUAUCUUACAAUAACAUGACAUACAAAAACCUGAUUUCUUUGUGCUAUUGGCUACAUACACAGCACACCCAGAAAUAUCCUCCUGAGAAGCGAGGAAAAAACAAUCUUUCUAUUGAACUUUUUUGUGAUUUCCUUCCUCUUUGGAGAUAAAAGACAAAACCCAUGAAAUAUCAAUGGAAAUCCCAGGAUGUCAUCUAUUUAGCACAUCAGGACUUAGUAGGUUAGCUCAAAUAAGUCAAAAACAAAUGUCCAUUACAGAGGACACAUAAAUGAAUGGGCUGGUUCUCAGGAGGAUAUAACUCUCAGAUAAUCAGUGCUGCUCCUCAGCAAGCUUCCAGCAGUUGGGCAGUCAGAAGAAAGGGGGCUUUUUGGGGUCCAUUUAAGGUGUCCACCUUAAAUGGACAAACAGGAUCUUCUAGUUGUGAAGCAACAGUACUUACUGCUCUACUACUGUGCCACCAUACUGCAAGAGGUGUCUCUUCAAAUCCAUUUCCUAAUUUUCCUACUAUCUACUGCUGUCUUUGUUUUCAUUUGGUUUCAAAGGUGCAAAAUGAGAAAGAUUUCAAGUUUAAAAUCUUCUUUUUACUGAGUAGACAAGGGUUUUUUGUUGUUGUUGGUUAACCCAGAUACUUAGAAGACUCAUUGAGGAAUCCAGAAAAUCAUUUAGAACAAUGGUGACUAUUUUUUUAAAGGAAUGUAAUUAGCUUUGUGACUUGACUACAUGCUGAUAUCUGAGAAGCACAGACUAUGGCUAGAGGAUUAGGAGUUUUUCUUAUCUUUGUUUCUUUUCUUUAAAAAACAAAAUAAAAGAUUUUGGCCCCAUUAAAAGCAUUUUAGCAAUUGUCUUAGCUAUUAGCUCUUCCUGUUUGCACUGUACCCAUGAAGAACUGUCUGCUUAUUAGUCAUGGGUACUGGAUAUAGCAAUGUCUUCUGAAAGUCUAUGGCCCAUUGAAUCUAAAGAUACAUAUAUCACAUAGAUCCACUCAUUUUUAACUUGGAAAUUAAAGGGCCAAAAAAGACAACUAGUGCUUCCUGUUGCUCUCAAACACUUCUGUGCACCUGUACAAUCCACCUGACACAGAUGGGAGGUUGUCAUAGUUUGAAAACCCCUGAUGCAUACUGUAUCCAGCCUUUCGUAAGAAGGGGAAGUGUGUACUGAGAGCAAACGUCUUAAUGCUUUGACUGGAUUUUGAUUUGCUGACUACAUAAUAUUAAAUUGAAUGUUGCAUGUGAAAAAAAAAUGGGCAAAAUGUUUUGACCUUGUAGAACAGAGUCUGAGCGUGCUGCCAAAACCUUGGACAAUAUGCUAGACUGAAAGAAGUCCUGGAGUUUAAGUGUGACUGCCUGUCGUGAUGUGGGUGGUUUUAUGGAUGCAAACACUUUUUCCCAUUUGGCCAUUUUGGCUGCUGAGUUGAAUGUCUGUCCAUCUGGAUUCUGACACUGUUCAGGAGCCAAGGAUGUGUCACUGUACAUACUGUAAAGAUAUAUAUGUAGGAAAUAUAGGGUCGAGGUUUAUUUAUUUAUUUAAGGUUCAUGACGUUACUCUGGAAAUUUCAGGUGAACUAUAAUGGAAAUAUGUAGCAUUUUAUUUGUCAUUUUGGCAGUCAUUGAGGCUAUGGACCAACACAGGAAGCUUUUAUGUUCCUACCAGUGCAAUAUUGUUCUUCACAUCACAGCAGGGGCACAAUCUACCACAAUACAAUCUACAUGCAGUCUGAAAGCAUACAUGUCCAUACACUACGUGCAGCUUUUUCACACCAUGUGAAAACUGUUUGUAUUUGAGCUGCUGUAGACAUCUGCUGUCUCUUACAACAGUCAAGUAUGUUUUAUAGGACUAUUGUACCUAUUUUUCAAGCUGCAGUAUUUUACAAAACCUUUGCAAUAUAACUCAAGACAUUUUUUCUCAGCCAGCAGUAGGUGCAUGGAAAAGUAAAAGCCCAUAACAGAAAACAAUAUUUAACAAACUGUUGCUUUUUGUCUAAUCCGACUUAAAAUUACAUAACCUACACUGGUAAGAAUAAUAAAUGAACUCUUCUCCACUAUGUCCUUACAAUUAAACUGAACACUUACAUAUAAAAACAAAAACAAACAGCAGAAUAUAUUUCCUGUAAUCACAAUUAUUGCCACUUUGGGAUAAGAAUGAUUAAAUAUAGAGACCUACAUCUUUAGUUUUAAAAAGUGCAUUAUUAGUUUGUGGUUUCACUUUCUAAUAACACACCCUUUGUGAAAGGGUAAACAUUAUUGUAUGCUGAAUAAGUCACUGGACACGUUAGUCCAAAGAGACCACUUUUCAUUUCAGUCUAUGAGAUGACUGCUCAGUUUAGCUUUAAUGCUGACACUGUGAAAAAUGUUAGCACCCACUGUUGCUUCUAUGAACAGCAUUUUAGCAAACUAAUUAUUUGGCACUUAUUGAAAAUUCAUGUUUAAAACCUUCCUACAUUUUCUAAAGCUAAUAAAAGUAUUUGUAAUGACUUCUGUAAACUCAUACCUGAAACAUGUAUGUAUUGUACUGAAGAGGUAGUCAUGUAAAAUGAAAGCAUGCCUACUGAUUAAAGUUCUUAAUUGAUGACUAUUUAGUAUUUAUAAUAGGAUUACAAAUGUUUUUAAAAGCCAUUAUAAGUGAAACAAAGCUGCCAAAUAAAAGUCGGUUUUGAUUAAUAUCUUUAAAUGAAUAAAUCUUUUAGAAAAAGUUCCUUAUUAGAAAGUGGGACUGACAAUUUAUUGAUGUCCACCUUUAGCGCCAUAUCAUAUUUUGUAUGUACACAUCUGAAAUAUAAUGCCGCAGAUGCUGUAGGACCGUGACAAAGUGUAUAGUGGCAAUAAUUAAUAUACACUUUCAAUAUAUGCAUAGUAUGGGAUUAGAGUCACAUGCACAAAAUUUAUUUUAACAUCAUCUAGUUUUUAUAAGCAGCACUAUAAACACUUAAUGGUUUAUAACACAUUAAAAUGUAGCUCUACAUAUUCAUUUAUUAUAUUUGUAGCAAUUUUAAUUGCCCUGUAACCAUUACUGCAUCAUUAAUUCUUGCUUUAUGUGUGAUUUCCAUUUGUUUUACUUUUUUUUAUAUAUAUAUAAUUGCAGGAAUAGACAAACACUUUGUAUCUGCUUACAGUUUCAUUAUUGCAUCGUUAAAUGUUUAUAUACUGCUUAUAUUUGCUAGGAAAGGGUUGCAUAAAAUAGUACUUCUCUGCGCCAUGUUAGCUGUUGCAUAGAUUGUCAUUACCCAUUUUAUAUGUUUUAACUGAUUCUUUGAUCCAUGACACUGACAGCCAGUAACUAAGAUUCCACAUGUACUUAAUUAGGGACACCAGAAUUACUUUUCCAAGUGAUUUAGACUCACAUUUUCAGUAGGUACAGAUGUGUCCUUGUUCAUACAGUAUGUGUUCUGGUAGAUUUAUGACCCCCAGCACUCACCAUUAUCCUCUGUACUGUGGAAUAAAUAUAAUUGGAUGAUAAA